Dictyostelium discoideum AX4 is the source of this 2271-nucleotide messenger RNA. RefSeq names its product PA14 domain-containing protein (gene psiP). The coding region runs from base 1 to 2271 and encodes 756 amino acids. Gene Ontology annotation, cellular component: membrane. The record is from RefSeq and is a predicted model, not a curated record. Lineage: Eukaryota; Evosea; Eumycetozoa; Dictyosteliales; Dictyosteliaceae. The transcript is spliced from 7 exons.
AUGUUCAUUCAAAGAACAUUUUUAAAAGUUCUUACUCUUUUGAGUAUAGUAACAGUUUUGGUCCAUGGACAAACUCAACCAAAAGAUAAAAUUACAUUGAAGGCCGUAAUUUAUGAUCAACACAAGUUUUAUAAUCCAAAUUUCCAACCAAAAAAUGAGGGAGAAUUUGUUUUAACUAAGGGAAUUGUCAAAUCAGAUAUUGAUCAAGAAAAAAGAAUUCCAGUUUUAAAUAGUAUGGAUGCCAAUGAUUCUAUAAAUAAAAAGGCAAGAAUUAGUUGGCCAGAUGGUUUUAAGUAUUUUUUUGUAGAUAACCAAGCUGGUGAUUCAAAAUCUGCCAAAUCUGGUAAAAAUCUUCCAAUUCAAAGAGAUAUCGAGUUAAAUUGGAAUGGAGAAGCAUAUGAAUAUAGUAAUUCAAAUUACUUCCCAAUUAACGGACAAGGUUUCAAUGAUGUAAGCUAUCCAGUUCCAAGAGGUUAUGUACCAAUUUCUGGAGAAUCCUGGACAUCAAUGUCAACUUCAACUUCAUUAAAGGGUAAUAACUAUAAUUUUUGUUUAAAAUUAAACUCUAAAUUUACAUACAACGGAAACGAAGUCUUUAAAUUCACUGGUGAUGAUGAUGUAUGGGUAUAUAUUAAUAAUAAGUUGGUUGUUGAUAUUGGUGGUAUCCAUUCACAAGUAAGUGCUUCAGUAGAUGUUACUAAACUUGGUCUCACUGUAGGAACCAUUUAUAACUUUGAUUUCUUUUAUUGUGAAAGAAAAACAAGUGAGUCUAAUAUCAAAAUUCAAACAACAAUUGAAACUUAUUGUGCCUAUGUUGAUUACUGUGGUGUUUGUGAAGGAGAUGGUUCAACAUGUUGCAAUCCAGCUACUACUUGUAAUGAUGGUAAAAGAUGUACUAAUGAUUUUUGUCCAGAUCCAAAAUCCCCAUUAGCUGGAAAAGAUAUUAGCAAAUAUUGUGACCAUAUUCCAGUUAAAACUUGCUCAAGUAAAGAUACAUUAUGUAAACAAUAUACUUGUAGUGAUGAUCUUAAAGGUGAUAUGUGUGUUAUCAAAAAUACUGUCACCUGCCCAGGCAAUCAAACAAACUGUGAAGCCUCUGGUUAUUGUGAUGAUAAAUUUGGUUGUAUUAAUCCAUCAAAAUGUACAGAUUACAUUGGUCAAUGCUUUUCUGGUAAAUGUGUAAAUGGUGAAUGUGCAAAGGUUACAGCAGACGAUUGCGAAAAAAUAAUUGGAGGUGUAUGUAGAUCAGACUAUGUUUGUGAACCAGGUCUCGGCUGCAAAUCAUCAGAGAGAUGUAGACAAGGUAGUGAUAUUUGUGAUCUUGUAACUUGUGAUCCAAAAGCAACUGACGAAUCAAAGAGAUGUAUUACCACUGUUUUAACUGACGAAGAAUGUAGAUGUUGUGAAUAUGAUACAUUGAGAUUCUGUGAACAAGCUGCAUGUAGUAAUAAAACCGGUCUUUGUCAACCAAUUCCAAAGAAUGUAGAUGAUGGUAAUUUAUGUACAAUCGACGCCUGUAAUGAAGAUGAAAAAACCAUCACCCACGUUCAAGUUACAUGUGGUGGUUGUGAAACCUGUUCAUACGCUACCGGUAAAUGUGAACCAGAUAGUUCACUUUGUAAUGAUAACAAUAUUUGUACCAUUGAUAUUUGUGUCCAUGAAGGUAUUCUCGAUGGUCUACCACAAGGUAAUUGUUCAAAUACUCCAGUUGAUUGUGGUGCCAAUGAUGAAGAUAAAUGUAAAACUUGGUCUUGUGAUCCAACUAAAGGUGGCUGUCAAUCAACCCCAGUCGUUUGUGAAGAUAAAGGUAAAUGUUUAGUUGGUACUUGUCAACCAUCCACUGGUCAAUGUGAAUACUCUGAUAGAGUUUGUGAUAAUGGUGGUGCUUUCUGUGUUAUUGGCCAAUGUGAUCAAAGACUUGGUUGUUUAGUUUUCGAUAGAGUUUGUUCAUCUGAUAAUAGUAGAUGUGAAGAAGGUGUUUGUGUAAAUGGUACUGAAUCUGAAGAAGGUCAUUGUAAAUCUGUUAAAUAUGACCCAUUACCAUUCAAUUGUAAUACUGGUGCUGUUGUUUCAACUGCUGUUAUUGCUGGUUCUACUGUCGCUGGUGCUGUUGCUCUUGGUAUUUUCCUUUAUGGUGGUAAAAAAGGUUAUGACUAUUGGAAAGACUCAAGAAAUAUUUCAAUGGGCUCAUCAAAUAGUAAUCCAUUGUAUGAAGAACAACAAACUGGAAGAGGUGUCAACCCAAUGUAUGACGAUCCAGCUGCUAAUUAA